UUGGUGUGAGAGCCCACAGGUGGGUAUGGCCAGGUCGGAUGAGCACCUGCGCGAGCUGCAGGGCCCUCUGCUCCCGUCCAAGGACCUGGAGGAGGAAGACGAUGACUUUCUACGGGAGGACGCGCAGGAGGACGAGGACGCAGGGUUUGUGGACGCCGAGGAGCUCUGCAGCGGGGGCCUGAAGGCUGGUAGCCUGCCUGGGCGCCUCCAUGUUGUAAUUCCUGAUGAAAACACUCAAGAGAAAUGUAAAGUAUUUGGACGCUUUCCAAUUACGGGCCCUUGGUGGCGAGUGAAGGUGCAGGUGAAGCCUGUUAAAUCAAGGAACUAUCAAGCUCAGGGAUUUCCAUCUUACUUUUUACAGACUGACAUGUCACCACCAAAUCAAAAACACAUCUGUUCCCUUUUUCUUAAAGAGUGCCAAGCCUCCAGGGAUGAGAUAGAUAAGUUUCUGAACUGGGUAAAUAAAGAAUCAAAUUAUGAACACCUAAACUUCAAAAAUCUUAGGGAAAAACUAAGAACUUUCCAAAGGGAAAUUGGAAGGAAAAAUAAAAAAAAGUUUGUACAGAAUGAACAAGAAGAGUCAUUGCCAGAUUGUGAGAUGAGUCUUCCUGUGGAAAAUGCAGAUCACUUUAUAUAUGUAAUGACAGCUUUGCAGUUUCCAAAAAUAAUGGAAUUCCUUCCAGUUCUUCUGCCUCGUCAUUUUAAACAGCUCAUAAGCUCACGUUCUGACGAAGUGUUGGCCAAGAUAGAAGAUAUUUUAGGUACACAUCCGUGGAAGCUUGGAUUUAGUAAAGUAACCUACAGAGAACUGAGACUUCUGCAAUGUGAGGCAAGUUGGAUGGCGUUUUGUCAGUGUAAGCCUCUUCUCCAGUUGAUGACUGAUUUGGAGAAGAAUGCAUUGAUAAUAUAUUCUAAGCUGAAGCAGAUAUGUCGAGAGCAUGGGCACACAUGUGUUGAAGAAGCUGACUUGACUUUGGAAUUGUCAGAGCACAUGUCUUUCCAUGAUGUUUGGCAGUCUCUGAAGUUUUUGAAGGAUAUUCAUGUGGUGACCUAUGAGAAGGGCUGUGUCUUUCUUUAUGACCUUUACCAGGCCGAAAGGGGCAUUGCCUCUUCAGUAUGCGACCUGAUGGAGAGACCCCCAUGGCAUUUACGUGUCGACGUCAAGAAGGUGCUUGCAUCUAUUCACAACACGAAGUCUGAGGACUCAAGCAGUGAAGAUGCAGUGAAGGGAAGCAAACCUGAUGACACAAGACUAGAAAGUUCUGUGGAUGUGCUCGAUACACAGGACAGUGAGGACCUUAUUGGGAAUAAUGGUGAAGAUGAAACUAAUGCAGACAUAAGUGAUGUUCGUCUGGAUCAGGAUCAGGUGGCUGCUUUGGAAAUGAUUUGCUCCAAAGCUGUGACAGUCAUAAGUGGAAAAGGUGGCUGUGGGAAGACCACAAUUGUCAGCCGUCUUUUUAAGUAUAUAGAGCAGUUGGAAGAAAGAGAAAUAAAAAAUGCUUGUGAAGAUUUUGAGCAAGAUCAGGAUGUCCCAGAAGAGUGGAUUACGUUUACUAAGGAAAGUCAGCGAGAGGCAGACAAGGCUAUAGAAGUUUUGCUCACAGCACCUACAGGAAAAGCAACUGGCUUACUCAGACAGAAAACUGGUCUUCCUGCUUAUACCCUGUAUCAGGUCAAUUAUAGCUUCUAUUUAUGGGACAAAAAGAUUGUGUCCAAGAAUGAGCCAUGGAAGUUUUCUUCUGUUAGAGUUCUUGUUGUGGAUGAAGGGAGUUUGGUAUCUGUAGGAAUCUUCAAAUCAGUUUUGAAAUUAUUGUGUGAGCACUCCAAACUUGCCAAGCUUAUAAUCCUUGGUGAUAUUAGACAGUUACCCAGUAUUGAACCUGGUAACUUGCUGAAAGAUCUUUUUGAGACUCUUAAGUCAAGACAUUGUGCUAUUGAGCUAAAAACAAACCACAGAGCAGAAUCUCAGCUAAUUGUGGAUAAUGCUACAAGAAUCUCAAGGCGCCAGUUUCCAAAUUUUGAUGCAGAAGUAAAUAUUACUGAUAAUCCAGCAGUCCCCAUCUCAAUUCAAGACAAGACAUUUAUUUUUGUCAAACUCCCAGAAGAAGAUGGCAGUUCUCAGUUAUCUAAAAAUAACCAUCAUUCUCAUUUAUAUUCUGCAGUUAGAACCUUAUUGCAAGAAAGUGACUUUAAAAGUGCACAGACAUCGCAAUUUAUUGCAUUUAGAAGGCAGGACUGUGACCUUGUCAACGACUGCUGCUGCAAGCACUACACUGGCCACCUGAUCAAAGACCAUCAAAACAGACUCAUAUUUGGAGUUGGUGAUAAAAUUUGUUGUACCAGGAAUGCAUAUCUCUCAGACUUACUCCCAGAAGAUACCUCUGAAAGUCAACAAAAUAGUGAUUUGGAGCCCAAGGGUGAAGAAUUGUGUGGUACUCCUCAUGGUGCUAAAAAUAAGAAUGACUUUGACAGUGGUAUUCGGCUAUGUAAUGGAGAAAUAUUUUUCAUAACAAAUGAUGUAACUGAUGUGACUUGGGGGAAGAGGAGAUUUUUAACCAUUAAUAAUAUGGCUGGCUUGGAAGUAACUGUGGAUUUUAAAAAAUUAAUGAAAUAUUGUCACAUAAAACAUGCAUGGGCAAGAACUAUUCACACUUUUCAGGGGUCCGAGGAGCACACUGUUGUGUAUGUAGUGGGGAAGGCGGGCCGUCAGCACUGGCAGCAUGUCUACACCGCGGUGACCAGGGGCCGUUGCCGAGUGUACGUCAUCGCAGAAGAGUCCCAGCUCCAGGGUGCCAUCAGGAGAAACAAUGUUGUCAGGAAAACACGUUUGAAACAUUUCUUGCAAAAUGAGCUCUCCAGUAGCCCUGAGACUCCACCAGGUUCUCCACCCCAUCGGAAGAGCUCUGGAGAUCAGGGAAGUUGCAAGACCCAGCCGGCAGCAUCUCGCCUCCCUCUGCACAGGGCCAAUGUGGAGACAAGCGAUAUCACCAGGAGCAGGGCCUCUUUGGCUGACUACAAGAUGUUUGCCUUUGAUGAAAGAAGAGAAUUGCCUUCAUCUGAGGAAGCAGAUACAGAUGAGCAUUUAUUGCAGUCACGGGGAUCCAAAAGAAGCUGUGGUGUAAAUGGUGAUGAAAGCCCAAGCAAAGUUCUUAUGGUGGAUCAGUCAUCUCCACAAGUGUCUUCCAGACUUCAGAAUUUGAAACUAAAUAAUUUAAACCCUAGGCAACUUUUCAAACCCAGAGAUAAUCAAGAAACAUAAUUUCUACUUCAGAUUGCUCAAAAUAAUUUUCCAUUCAAGACAAAAGUGAACAUUAUGAUUUCAAAGUUUCAAGAUAAAAGAGGAUGCCUAUGCUGGAGUUUUGUCUUAAGGCAUUUGUAUUAGAUAUUUUAAAUGCAUUUGAUCAAAGAAAAUCUUAAUGAUUUCAACAUCUGUUAUCAUGAGACCUGACACAAGUUAGAGAUGUUAUAACUGUAUUUUUUAAAGUAUUGAUUUUUUAGAGUUAUUAAUGCCUUUUAACUUCAGUGAUCACUGUAGGUUGUCUUUGCCAGUGAGUGGAAGUAAGGGCAAAGAUGAACUGUAAUUGCCUCUGUUGACAGUGUUGGGGCACCUUCCAGUACAUGCCUUCUGUAAAGUGGCCAUUUUACAAGGCUGCCGCUCAAGUCCAUCACUGCUGCCCAGGCCCAGCACUCCUGGGACUUCAUCUCUGAACAUGGCCUUGUUUUCAGUAUAUCCCACUUUGGGAAGAUUCCUCUAGGAGUGAUUUGAUUUUUAAAUGUGUAUUUAUUGUUAAUUGGUGUUAUGGCUUGAAUGUGUCUCCCAGAGUUCACAGAUUGAAAACUUAAUCCCCAUUACAGUCAUGUUGGGUGGUGGAGCCUAAUAGGAGAUAAAUUAGGUCACGAGGGCUUUGCUCUCAAGAGUGGGUUAAUGCUGUUAUUGCACAAGUAGGGUAGUUUUUGUGGAGUCGGUUCCUGACAGAGACAAGCAGCUUUGGCGCCUCUUGCCAACUCACAAACCUUGAACCUUCCCCUUUCUGCCAUGUGAUGAAGCAGCAAGAAGGCCCUUGUCAGUGUCAGCACCCUGACACUGGACUUCCAGCCUCCAGAAGUCUGAGACACAAAUUUAUUUUCUUUUAAUUUACCUAGAAUGUGAUACUCCAUUAUGACAACACAACAAAUGAGAAAAGUUUAGAGGGGUGAGCAUUGGGAUGCAGUGAGUUAAGACACCAUUUGGGAUACCCACAUGCCGUCUGGUAGUGCCUAGUUCAAGUCCAACCCAAUUUCCUGCUGUGGUGCCUGUAAGGCAGUAGGUCAUGGCCCAUGUCCUCAGGUUCCUGUCCCCUCCAUGGAAGACCUGGAUGGAGUUCUUGACUCCUGGCUUCUGCCUGGCCCAGCCCUGGCUGUAACAGGCAUUUGGGAUGUAAACUCUCAGAUGGAAUCUCUUAGUGUGUGUGUGUCUCUCUCUGUCACUCUGCCUUUUGAAUAAAUAAAUACAUAUUUUAAAAAGAAACAGAAAAAAUGGACCUGUUACCCUAGUAUUUUAUAUUAGCUUUAUUGAGAUAUAAUUCACAUAUAAUUUAUUCAAAAUGUCUAACCCAAUGGCUUUUUAGUAUAUUCAGAGUUGUGCAGCCUUCAUCAUAAUCAAUUUUAGAGUAUUUUCAUAUCCCCAAGAAACCUGCAUCCUUUAACCAUAACCCCCUGAUGCCCACCAACUGUAGACAAGCUAAUUUUUUUUUACAUAGAUUGAACUGUUCUGGACAUUCCUGUAAAUGGAAUCCACAACAUGUGGUUCUUUGUUACUGAUUUGAGUAGUAUGUUUCCAGAGUUCAUUCAUAUUAUAUCAAUAUUAUUUCAGUGCUUCUAUUUUUUUUCUUUUCUUUUUUUUUUUUUUUUCCUAAUAGUAUUCCAUUGUAUGAAUCUCACACAUAGAAUUUACCUGUUAAUUAAUGGAUGGACAUUUGGGUUGUUUCUACUUUUUGGCUAUUAUGACUAAGGAAUGCUGCUCUGAACAUCCAUGUUUAAGUUUUUGUGUGAACAUAUGCUUUAAUUUAUUCUGGGUGUAUAACUAGGAGUGGAAUUGCUGUGUCAUAUGUUUAACCUUUUGAGGAACUGCCAGAUGAUUUUCCAAAUCCGCUGUUCCAAUUUAUGUUCUUACUGGUAUUGUAUGAUGGCUCCAGCUUCUCCAUGUUCUUCUCAGUAAUUAUUAUUGACCUCUUUAAAAAUUAAUGCUAUUAUUUUUGUUGUUGUUUAUGUGAGAGGCAGAGAGACACUAACAGAGCUCCCAUCUGCUGGUCAUUCCCCCAAGUACCUGCAGGGGUCAGGGCUGAGCCAGGGCUGAAACUGGGAGCUGGAAAUGCUAUCCAGGUCACUCAUGGGUGACAGGAACCCAAUUACUUGAGCCAUCACUACUGCCUCAGAAUCUGCAUUAGCAGGCAUUUGUAGUCAGAAUCCAAUGCCAGGAAUCCAACCCAGGUACUCUGAUAUGGGAAGCUGACCUUUGAACUGCUAGGCUAAAUGCCUGCUUUUUGUUGGUGUGAAAUAAUAUUUAAUUGUGGUUUUGAUUUGCUUAUUUGCUAUGGCUGAUGAUGUUGAACAUCUUUCAUGUACUUAUUGGUCAUUUGUAUGUCCUGUUCAGACAUAUGCUUUUGCAGAUCUUUUCCCUGACUUUUAAAUUGGAUUAUUUUUCCUUUCAUUGUCAAAAUGAGGGCAUUCUUUAUAUAUCCUACAGAUAUGUCCUUUGUCAGAAAUGUGAUCUGCAAAAUCUGUUUCCCAUUGUGUGCAUUUUAUUUUGCUUUCUUGAUGGCAUCUGUCCUCCAGAGGCCCAUGUACUGAAAGCUUGAUCCCCAGGGCAGAGUUUUGGGAGGAGGCACUGCCUUUAGGAGGAGAGCCUAGCGAAGUUCCUUAGGUGGUUGCGGGUGUGCCCUCAGGAGGCAGUUUUCAUGUGAGGGUUUGUCUAAACGUGUGCGCUGAGCCCGCUGUCUCCCUGCUUCCUGGCUUGCUGUGUAAGCCUUCCUCUGCAUGUGCUCUGCCUGCCAUCCGCCAUCUUCCCCCAGGACUGAACCAGUGGGGCCGACUGAUUGUGGACUUGAACUGCCACCGCUGUGACAAAAGAAACCCAUUUUAAGUUGGUAACAACAAGCUAAUAAUACAGUGUCCUUUGAAGCACAAGUUUUGAAUUCUGAUGAUGUCCAGUAGAUCUAUUUUUGUUAUUGUUUUUGCUUGUGUCUUUUGGUGUUAAAUCGAAGAAAUCAUGAAGAUUUUUCUUC
Lepus europaeus (European hare) is the source of this 6263-nucleotide messenger RNA. RefSeq names its product DNA helicase B (gene HELB). The coding region runs from base 26 to 3259 and encodes 1077 amino acids. The transcript has 13 exons. The record is from RefSeq and is a predicted model, not a curated record. Lineage: Eukaryota; Metazoa; Chordata; Mammalia; Lagomorpha; Leporidae.